AUGUGCCUGGAUAUUCUUGAUGAAGAGGAUUCUAGGGGCUUAGAGGUUGGGUUGAAGGCGGUAGCCGAGGAACAGAAGGAGUGGUUGAAAGAGUUGAUUGCUUCCGGCAACCUGCAACCGGCGAAUCGGAAGAUUAUGGGAGGAAAGGGUCCCGUGUUAAAGGUUCUUCCGAAUGGGGAGACGCGGUGUGGGUGGAUUCAGGCGUCGGUAUCGUUUGCCGAUGAUGAUGCCCUUAGUGUUGAGGGUUCCUGUGUUGAUGACGAGUAUCAAACUUCUGAGAAUGACAUUUCUUGGGAGAUUGAUUUUCCGUGUGAAGUGCUUGAGGGUGAUUGGUAUCCAAAUGUCGUUCAAGCUCAUGCUGAGACCGCACGCUUGUGCAGGGUCCUAUCACAAGAGCUGGGCGGAUGUUGGGAUUCGUUCUGCUUUGAUGGAUUGUUCGGGCAGCUGAGAGCGGCUGAGAAUCAAAGGGAUUGGUAUGAAGGGCUUCUCUGGGAUGAGUUUCUUCGGGAUUCCGCGAUAUCCUUGAGGUCACUAAGUACAGUUCCUUUGGGCAGUGAUGAGCCGUUACCGGCUUCAGAGGUGUUCCUUCAAACUAGGACGGUCUCUAUGACGGAAGCUAGGCGGGAACUUCCGUUGUGGAUUCCACCGGCGCAGGAGGAAGUUACGUCUCUUGAGGAUGUCCAUGAAGCAGUCAUUAGAAUACAAGUUCCGGAUAUCGAGGCCCUUGUUAAGACUGGUCAUCGGGUUGUUCAGGUUCCGGGGAAGGCCGUGCUUACGCGGAAGUCCGGUGUAGGUAAACGUCGGUUUCGAUGCGUGGCAUGUGGGAACUUUAUCCCUCAAAAUGAGAACGCCCAGAGCCUCUACACCACUGGAGUUGAGGGUGUGACCUUAAGGGUAGCACUUGCUUAUGCUGCACAUAUGUCUUGGGUUGGCCGGACCGCCGACAUUAAGACUGCAUUCCUGAAUGCCCCCUUAGAGGAAGGCUACGAUAAUGGGACAGAGGAGAUUGUAGUUGUACGCCCUCCUCACAUUCUUGUGGAAAUGGGACUCCUCGGUGUCACUGAUCGGUGGCGGGUAGUUAAGGCCCUGUACGGUCUAAGACAGGCUCCGAAGGCUUGGGCUGUGCACCGGGAUAAGAUUUUAAAGGCUUUUGAGUUCAUGUACAAGGGUUCGCGCUUUGUCCUGAAGCAAGCGAUUGCUGAUGAGUCGUUAUGGUACAUUAUAAAGGCGGACAUCUCGGAUGCUAACAACUAUGCCCUGAUGGUCGUGUACGUCGAUGACAUCUUGGGAUUGGGACCGAGGGACCUUUUGGUAUCGCUCUUCGAAGCCAUUAAGAAUAUUUGGACGAUUUCAGAACCAGAGUGGAUUGUCAAGGAGAAAUCUGUAAAGUUCUGCGGCAUUGAGUUGUGGGCACUUGAUGACGGCUUCCGUAUGUCUCAGUCGGAUUACUUGAGGGAGCUAUUCGCGAGGUAUAACAUUUCCACUGGUGCGAGCUGUCCUAUGUCAUCCUGGAGCGAACCGGAACCCGAGGUAGAUGCAACAACAGAUCUGAUCAAGGAAGCCCAAGGGGUCACAGGUGCACUCCUAUGGGCUGCUUCGAAAAGCAGACCGGACAUCAGCUACUCUGUCUGUAAGCUUGGGCAGUACGCAACAAAAUCGCCGGGUAUCGUCGUCAAGGCUGGUAUGCAAAUCCUUAAGUAUCUCUUUGACACUGUAGAGCUGGGCAUUGAAUACAAGCGAACAGCAGGCACAGCUUGGUUGGACACACCAAUCCCGAGAACGGUUGGUACGGUAGAGGUGUUCACUGAUGCUUCACACGCGCCGGAGGGGGCUAGAAGCCACCAGGCGAUUAUGGUGAUGUGGCUUGGCAGUCUUAUCGCUUGGGAUUCAUCCAGACAACCUUUCACAACACUGUCCAGUGCAGAGAGCGAGCUGGUGGCCAUAAUAUCUGGGGUGUGCGCCGCGGAAUCAGUCGGGGCUAUCUUGGAGGAAUUAGGUGAUCAUGGGUUGUUUGAUUCGGACGCACCGGGUGUGAUUGACAUUGGCCAUGAGCCAGAGGACUCUGAAGAUGAGGAUUCGGAUGUGUUUGACCCCGACGAGUAUGGCCCCUUGCCAUCUUGGUUCUCCGGUGCUGAGGAUGCGGUUCCCGUCAGUGGUGAGCUUACUGAGUUCCCCUAUGUCAUUUGGGCUCCUUCUGACUUUGUUCAUUACCUGAGACGAUUGCUGGCUUUGAACGGCGCCACUAUGUUGAGCUUGCUUGGUAACCAGUCGGUCGAAUGGGUGCGGCUGAGGACAGUGUCGAGAUCCUUUCAAUCUGGGGUCGUGCUUGCUUUAGUGGUAUGGCUUCAGGGUCGAGGGAUGAUUAGCCGAAUGCUUGACGGUCCAGUGUCCUAUGACGUAGCCACCGCUUACAUUACUGGGCGCAUUGCGCCAGAUUCCGAGAGCGAAGAUGAAGCAUUGGAUGAUUAUCCGCAUCGCGAUCCCGCCUACCAACAGCAUCCUCCGGUGCCAGUGUUUGCUCAGAUGUUUCAAGAAGCUUUUGAGGAAGCUACUUCGUCUGAUGCGAGUGUGACUUCUACUACCGAGCCAUCGGUUUGGAGUGCGAGUUCUAGUGAAGUUGAGGAGCUUGGGCAAGUCGAGGAAGUCGCUGAUAGCUUGAGUCCUUCUGCUGAGGCUGUUGCUGGGGUCCGAUACGAAGCUGAAGACGGGAAGCUUUUGGUUUACUAUGUCGAUGAUGUAUUAGUUGUUCCUCUGCCGGGGUGGAGCCUCGCGCAGGUUCUGGUGGUAGUUCAAGGGCUACGCACAGGCGUUUGGGAUAACUUUCAAGAGGCCUUGGAGGCUGUUUCAGGUGACGGGGCAGAAGCUCCUGGGUCUUAA
This is a messenger RNA of Symbiodinium sp. CCMP2592, 2877 nucleotides long. Lineage: Eukaryota; Dinophyceae; Suessiales; Symbiodiniaceae. The record is from the annotation of a GenBank genome assembly.